Messenger RNA from Schistocerca serialis cubense, 3869 nucleotides. It is a transcript of the gene fj, whose product is annotated as extracellular serine/threonine protein kinase four-jointed. The coding region runs from base 207 to 1520 and encodes 437 amino acids. Gene Ontology annotation, biological process: cell-cell signaling. The record is from RefSeq and is a predicted model, not a curated record. The transcript has 8 exons. NCBI's taxonomy places the organism in Eukaryota, Metazoa, Arthropoda, Insecta, Orthoptera, Acrididae.
CCGUCGCUUAGCACACACCUCGCAUCAGUCACAAACGACUCAAGGACGGUGCCCACACCUGAGGAUCUCUGCAAGCCGUCUGUUCUGGGAACGAAUUGCAGCUUGGGAUUUGCGCAUCUUUCUACCAGCAACUGUAUACUUCACCUGCCGCACUGCAAGCUGCUUCUGGGACUGAGAUGGAGUUAUGAGACAACCUUCGUCGCUGUAUGAGCAUUUCUGAAGUGUGGGCGUGGCGAUGGCGGCGCUGUGGUGACAUGUGGGAGGUGGCGGCGGUGCGCUGGCUGCUGCUGGCGGCGGCGGCGUUCGCGCUGGGCCUGCUGCUGGGGGCGGCGCUGCCCCCGCUGCUCGUGCCCGCCGCCUCUGCGCCGCCACCCGCCCUCUACGCCGCCUCCGCCGGCGGCGGCGCCACCUCCCCGGGCCGACAGCGCCUCCGGCCCCCGUCGUCCACAGCGUCUUCGGGGACGCUGCCGCCCCACGCCCCCGCCAGCCUCAUCGCGGCCACCGGUUCUGACGGCGCCGUCUCCUUCGUCGCCCCACCUCCAGGGCGGCGGACGGUGGUGGAGGAUGGCGUGUACUGGGGCGCGCAGGUGGAGUCGUCGCUGCCCCCGGGCUACGGGGACGCCGACGCGGAGCGGUGGCGCCGAUACGCGCGCUCUGCGCCGCUAGCGCGCCUCGAAGCCGACGGCUGCGGCCGCACCUACAACCGGCUGGCCGUCUUCGCCGACGGCGAGCGCGCCUGCUGCCGCUACCGGCAGAACAUCGACCAGCUGCAGGGAGAGGUAUUCAGCUACCUGCUGGCGCGGGAGCUGGGGCUGCCGAACCUGCCGCCGGCCACGUGGCAGCCGGUGCGCGCGCGGCAGCCGCGGUGGUCGCGCGUGCGCUCGCAGCUGGCGCUGGCGCAGUGGGCGGACGGCUGGCCCGUCGUGCUGACGCGCUUCCUGCCCGAGCUGCGCCCCGCGCACAUCCCGCCGCUGCUGCGCGGGCCCGCGCGACGUCUCCACCCGCCGGACGCGCGCGCCGCCAACGCCACCGACCUGCCCGAACUGGCGCAGUGGUCCGACCUGCUGGUGUUCGACUUCCUCACCGCCAACCUCGACCGCUUCAUCAACAACCUGUACAACCUGCAGUGGAACCCGGCCAUGAUGGAGGCUCCCGCGCACAACCUGGCGCGCGACUCGCGCACCGGCCUGCUCGUCUUCCUCGACAACGAGAGCGGCCUGCUGCACGGCUACCGCCUGCUCGACAAGUACGGCCGCUUCCACGCCGACCUGCUGGCCGCGCUCUGCGUCUUCCGCCGGCGCACCGCGGACGCCGUCAAGCGGCUGGCGGCCUCCGGCGACGUCGGCGCCGCGCUGGAGCGCCGCUUUCGCCGCGCGGGCAGCGCCGCCGACGGCGACGACGCGGAGACCAACGAGGUGGACGCCCUGCCGCCGCUGCCCGAGAAGAGCGUCCAGAUCCUCAACGAGCGGCUGCGCCUCGCAGCCGACCACAUUGAGGCUUGCGAGCGGAGGUACGCGUAGCACAAGCCUCCUGGGGCUCCCGCCGCACGCUGCCUCGCCGGCUUCUCGCCACUCGACUACUGCAGUCAGAAGCGGGUCUCACAGUCGUCGCAAGACUGUAGGGAGGACGUCUGCUCUCGAAGCACUGAGCGCCUCGGCCACCACUGGACGAACGACGUCUCUUCCAGUGAAGCCAACCCGAGUUGACUCCUUUCUACGACAUCCGUGAUCACCUCCACGCAAGUCCUGUCAUUAGUUUCUGAGAUUUCCGAUAUCUCAGACCUUUUAUGUGGCUACCAUCAGCAUACAAAACAACGAAUUCGCCAGUGUUUUACUUGUGAUGAACUGUCUGUGUCAUCUGGAUACUGGAAAAUUCUGCUUCCUUUCGUCUACUUGCUGUGCAAUUCUCGACAGAAGAGUCGUGUUAUCUCUGCUUGUAUGUCAGUGCAUGUGUGCAAGAACUGUCCCUCAUUACACACAUUAUAAUGUUUCGAGUUUGACAGAGGUAGAGUAAUGGCAAAGGACAGGUAGACGAUUUCUCUGUACACGAACUUUGUCCCAAUACGCAUUGACCUGGUGUGGUUACCAGUACGAACAUUCGAAAGCAGGCUCUUCCACACUUACAGGUCUCUCUCUGGUUGAAACAUUCCAGAGCAAAGGGUACGAAUAUCUCGAAGUGGAAACGUAAACAGUAUAGUAAUUAUCUACUGCAGCUGUGGUACGCAAAGUCGUAGUGGAAAUUUGGGAAAGUAUAUACACAAGGCAUAGAUGAGAGGCAGAAUUGUUUCUCAAUAAUCCCUGCCACCAAGGCGCAUUCGAAGUGUACGGUUACGCCUCGGUUAGUGGCACGCUCAUAAGUUACUGGUACGUGGAAGAGCGCCAUUUCAGUGCACUUGGGGCUAUGGACAGCCGCUCUUAUGUGCCUGACUUUCCACGUCUGCAUUCUGUUUUCUUGGAGCUACCGACAGGACCAGAAAGCGUGACGCAAUACUGGCACUCUUCCAGGCGCUGUGUGGUGGUCCUCCCAUUGUCCAGGCCCGCCGGAGAAAAUGUCAGGGGUGACCGGAGGAAGUGCGCAAGAGACAAUACCGUUUUUCUACGGCGCGGGCGACACAAAAGGACGCCGCCGUGCGAAGGCAUACAGCGGAGGCUGCAGCGUCAUUAAAACUGUGGUAGGCGCCCGGCGCGCUGCCUCUGACAGGCUUCCAUUGUUGACGGCUUGCGGAGACGAGUAGGUCGCCAGCCAGUGGGAGGGACUUGGGGCCGUAGCGAAGAGGCGGCAUCCAGCGACUGCUUCCUUGGCGGAAGAUAUUCGAGUGACAAAGAGAACAAACAAAGAGAGAUAGAGAGAGAGAGAGAGAGGUUAUGUGUGUGUUGUGUGCGUGUGAGGCAGAAAGAAUCAGUGUUGCAAAAACACAACUACUGUCUAUGUAAUAAACCAAUUACACCAAGUCCGCUAGGCGGAAUUAAGGUAGCAUCAAAUGCUCGGCACAGCACAGUGUGUGAUAAUAUUGUAUUCGCUAAGCUACGUUAAGCAUUCGACGUUUUAUGUACUUGCUCUUCAGUGGUUGGUAAUCAAAAAUAAUACAUGAACGCUGUUUUUGUUAAUACAAGUGCCUAUCUCCUUGUCUUUCAAAAUUUAGCCUCCUCUCUUUCAAACAAUUUGUUUAUGUACUAGACCAGAUGGGUUACUCUUUUACUGUAUCUUAUCUAUAAAAGAUACCAUACUAUUGUACGCUUCACUCUAAAUUUUUCAAUCCUUCAAUCUCGGAAAUACUCGGAUUGAGUCUAACUGAACUGUUUAAAGUCCUUUAUUUUCAUAAAGUGUGCAGAUAAUGACCCUCUUGUCGUCUUCCCAUCUCUGGUGUCCAGUUAAAUAAUGACGCCUAUUGACGGUUGCAGUGAUGAGCAAGAUGGUAAUGUUUGUAGAUUAUAUUUUUUUGACUGAUUGUAAGAUAUAUCUCAAGACUUUUGCAUUGCCAACAGAUGUUCGAAACUGUUCUGAGGAUUAGACUGUAAUCUACUUACACUUGUUUCAUAUACGAAUCGUUGAUUAUAAUAAAUUUUUAUGUUGUACAUUAUAACGUUCUUGUAUAACCUGUUGUCUUUUUCUAUUGUGUAAAGUAUUGUCUACUUAUAUGAAACAGUUAUGUAAGAUACAGAGGAAUAUUUUUAAAAGAGACUGUGACUGGACCAAUCCUUCUCUGAACUGCAUUCAACUUUUUGUAUUGAUAAUUGCAGGCAGUGUUUCUGAGAGAUCAUCUGGAACUUUGCAUCAGUAUGGUAAUGCCUCCUGAGCGAUGGUGAACCAAAGUGAGGUUUUACAGAUUUAUAUUUGUAAUUUAUUUCAAAUAUACGAUUUACCACGUA